This is a messenger RNA of Neopelma chrysocephalum (saffron-crested tyrant-manakin), 3027 nucleotides long. RefSeq names its product calmin (gene CLMN). Gene Ontology annotation, molecular function: actin filament binding. Gene Ontology annotation, biological process: nuclear migration. The transcript has 13 exons. The record is from RefSeq and is a predicted model, not a curated record. The coding region runs from base 72 to 2723 and encodes 883 amino acids. Lineage: Eukaryota; Metazoa; Chordata; Aves; Passeriformes; Pipridae. Gene Ontology annotation, cellular component: nuclear outer membrane; meiotic nuclear membrane microtubule tethering complex; cytoplasm.
GUGCCGGUGGAGGCGGCGGUUGCGGUGGCGGCGGCUCUCGCCGCCCCCUUCGCCCCCGGCCCCGCGUCCCCAUGGCCGGGCAGGAGUGGGACUGGUUCCAGCGCGAGGAGCUCAUCGGGCACAUCAGCGACAUCCGAGUGCAGAACCUCCAAGUUGAACGGGAAAAUGUACAGAAGAGGACCUUUACCAGAUGGAUAAACCUGCACUUGGGAAAGUGCAAGCCCCCUUUGAAAGUGAAAGACUUGUUUAUUGAUAUACAAGAUGGCAAAAUCUUGAUGGCACUCCUGGAAGUCCUGUCAGGACAAAAGUUGAUGCAUGAAUACAAAUCUUCAACCCAUCGCAUUUUUCGUUUGAACAACAUAGCCAAAGCACUUAAGUUCUUGGAGGACAGUAAUGUAAAGCUUGUUAGCAUUGAUGCAGCAGAAAUAGCAGAUGGAAAUUCCUCUCUGGUUCUUGGACUAAUAUGGAAUAUAAUCUUGUUUUUUCAGAUUAAGGAGCUGACAGGCAACCUCAACAGGAACUCCUCCUCCUCCAGCCUGUCCUCUGGGCCCAGUGGUCCAGAGUCAGACACAUCCCCCAGCACUCCCAGCGUGGAGAGAAACAUGUCUAUUACAGUGAAGGAUCAACGGAAAGCCAUCAGGGCCCUUCUAAUCUGGGUCCAGAGGAAAACCAGAAAGUACGGUGUUGCAGUUCAGGACUUUACUAGCAGUUGGAGGAGUGGCCUUGCUUUCUUAGCCAUCAUAAAAGCCAUAGAUUGCACUUUGGUAGACAUGAAGCAAGCACUGGAGAAAUCAGCACGAGAAAACCUGGAGGAUGCUUUCAGCAUAGCGCAGAAUAAGCUGGGUGUUCCUCGGCUCCUCGAACCAGAAGAUAUCAUGGUGGAAUCACCUGAUGAACAGUCAAUCGUCACAUACGUGGCACAAUUUCUGGAGCACUUCCCAGAGCUGGAAGGGGAAGACUUUACAGAUCCUGACAAGGAGCUUCCAAUUGAGUCCACAUAUGUCCACAUCAAAGACACACCGUCAGAAAAGGAAGGCAAAAUCUUGAUUUUAAGUGAAAGUGAAGAAAACUUGUAUACUGUUAAUCACGAGAGGAGUCAUCCUGCUCCUCCAAAGGUCCAUAUUCAUGACAUCCCUGAGAGAAUCCCCUCAGAAACCGCUGCUGAAAAUUGUAAUGGGAAAUUGAGUCAAGUGUUAGGUGACUUACAGGAAACAUCUGAAGAAGAGCCUCAGAGGCCUACCUCACUGAAAAUCACAGGAUCUGUCAGUUUUGAAUCCAGUUCCUCUUGGGAGGUUCUAAGUGAUAAAUUCAUGUCAGGUGAAGGGGGCAUCUCUGAUGAUCAACUGAAACAGAGCAAUGACCUUUCUCCAACUGUUCUGACAGAUCAGAAAAAUUCUGUCGACUCUUUUGAAGAAUACUCUGAAGAAUUAACUAAAGAAACCCCUACUGAAUAUGACAACGAAACUAAGAGCCUUUCAGCCAAUACUUCUUCUUUGAGUCCAUUAUCCUGGACUUCAGGUAUACUUACAGAUGAUUCUAUUAAUAAAGUAGAAGAGAGCAAACCCCAAUCUUCAAUUCUUUUACCAGAAGAUACCUCAAAACAAGAAGAUACACAUAAGUAUGUUCUUCAUCUUCUAAAUGAGGAAAUACAGAAACAUCCAGAAGAUGAACAUACAAAGGAAUCACCUGCCUUCGAGACAAUAGAAUCAAGCCCUUGUUCACUGAAUAGUUCUAAUCUCGAAAGCCAAGAACUGUCUACACAGCAUGAAACAUCUGAUGACUCUCUCUCAGAUGUACCUAAGACUCCAGAUGACCUGGACAGCUGUGAUGAAGUUGAGUCUACAGCUCAAGUGUUACCCAGUUCUUCCAAAGUAUCUGUAAUACCCCAUGAUCUCUUUUAUUAUCCACAUUAUAAUGUCCCUAUAUCAGCAGUUCUGAACGCUUACCUGGAGCCUUGUAUCGAAGGUUAUGACACUGGAAAUGACAAAGCUUCUUCUGAAACAGUAACAGAUGUUUUACCUGACAAGAGCUUACCAGAACAGAACUACAAGGAAGAUGCUCCAGAGCCAGACUUAGACAAUAAGCUAAGCACCCCUCCAUUAGAAACAGAUACUGAGAACAGUGAGGAGGAAACUACAAAUAUUAACAGUCACAUGAAUUCUUCCGAUGAAAAAGAAGUGCCAUUACUAGUAGAAGAGUUAGAAAUUGAAGAAGAUGGCAAUAAGGCCACCAACGAUCAAGAUUCCACUAUUCCACAACAUCUUGAGGCCAUAGUAGAACCUCUAGAGGAUUUACCAAUAGCUAUAAAGACAUCAGAAGAAAGUAGUAAUAGGGAGGAGGAAGGGGAAAAUAUGAUUGAAGAAGAUUUGCAGAUCUCAGAAGUUGCCACUACUACUCUAUCACAAGAUAACCUGCAAGAAAUUGCUGAAUGCCAGGAAUUUACCAGAACCAGUGACAAUGAUGCCAACAUUUAUCUCCGAAAAAGGUCUCCUAAUCCUUCUGAGGAGGAAACCUAUGGUGUAAAUGAGCAGAAGAUGACAGAUAUGGGUGAAAAUACAUUAAUCAUCAGGAAGAAAAAGGACUCAGAAGCGAGUGAGAUCUCACCACCAAUUCAUGAGAUUACAAUUUUUGAGCAGCCAGAGCUAUUUUACUUCAUCAUUUUCUUCUGGGUGCUGAUCUACUGCCUUUUACUCCUUCCACAGCUUCUUAGCAACAAAGUUUGAUCUGUGUGAGGUGUGGAAAAAUAAAGGAUGGUGGCUGGAUUGCUUUGUGUAUCUGCAUAUGAAUAUGUUCCUUCAGGUGAAGCACAAACAGAAAUCCAGGACCUGGUAUUUGCAUUUAUUAUCAGGUUGUCUUCAAUUCCUCUACUGUUGUGCUAUGACAGUGUCAAAGCACGUUUUAUAUUAUGAUAACUGUGUAAAUGUAUAUAAAAAUGACCUGAUUUAGUAGACGCAAUUUUGUACAUUUGUGCCUUGCUUUAUAAGAUGCUAAAUAAAACCAGAUAAUUAUCAGUAGAAAUAUGAACAA